Molecule: messenger RNA, 3330 nt
Organism: Thermothielavioides terrestris NRRL 8126
Lineage: Eukaryota; Fungi; Ascomycota; Sordariomycetes; Sordariales; Chaetomiaceae
Exons: 3
Coding region: 1-3330 (1109 amino acids)
Source: RefSeq, a predicted model, not a curated record
AUGGCGGCCACCCAGCCUGAACUCUACGACCUCCUGGUCGUCACCGACGCCACGGCCUCCAUGUACACUUUUCUGCGCUCGCUACACAGCUCCCUGCAGGAUAUCAUCCGCGUCUCGGCUCUCACGGCAUGCUUCUCGCGUGUCGGUGUCCUGGCCUACAGGGACUACGACCAAAGCGAGAAUGUCACCCAGUGGUCGGGCUGGUACAGUAGCGAUGGGCCAUCCGAGAUCUCGCAGGACGAACUGCUGUCGUUUGUUGCGCAGCUCCAGCCCAUCGGCGGCGACGACUGGCGUGAGGCCACCCGGUCCGGCCUUGCGCAUGCCUACCAGGUGAUGCGCCCGGACGCGAGGACCAUCAUCGUCAUCUUCGCCGACGCGCCCCCGCACACGGAGCUCGCAUCCCACGAGUGGGCGGUUGAGCAGCAGGCUCUUGCACAGCCCGACAGCUAUGGCGGAGCCGGCAAGCUCUUCGCCGACUGGACGUCUGUCGCCAGGACCCUGACCCGAGGAGAGAAACGGGCGCACGUGUUCAGCAUCAUCGAGGCCGACCGGAAUUACUUCUGCGAGACGACCUCGAUGUUCACCUAUCUCUCUACCCAAUCUGGCGGCGUCUGCCUAUCUAUCCCUCCGAAUUCAACCUCCGAGACCAUCUCCAAGCUGACAGUUUGCCUCCUGCUCUCGUGGAUGGGCGCGGCCAAGCAGGGUGCUAAGCUGGACACCCAGCCUCUUGCUGCUCAAGCCCGAUACGCCGAUGCCGGUGACAUCGACCAGUUUUCGUCGGAAAAAGACGCGUCAGCCGUCAGAUACCUGCCCGUCUCCUCGCGCAAGGCAGACAGAGACGCCCUCCGAGCCAACAUGACCCGUUCGCUGUUGUCCCUUGACACGCUAGCCCAUGUCGUCCCGCGUCGGGAACACGCGAUCAUGGACUUCGCCAGGCGGUACAAGGCCGAUCCCGGGUACCAAGCAUUUGUCAUCGAGCAGCUCGCAGACAUCAUCCAGUCAGACGUGGCCGCCAUCGCGCUCAACCCGGUCUUCGGCACGCUCUGGCGGACGGUCUGCAAUGACCGGCUCCAACCCGCGCGCGACAAGCUCAUCGCCAGCUUCAGCCGACAGCUGGACGCGGUCGAGGACCGCGCGAAGAAGGACCGCCUCAAGAAGUGGCUCGAGGAGUCGUACGACUGGGCUGGCGAGAUCUUGGAAACGAUCAACUCGGUCCCCGAGGAGGAGCGAUAUCCGUGCGUCUUUCUCGACCCCACGGUGCGCUUCCCGCGGGCCGAGGGCGGCGAGGACGGGGUCAACGGCGACGGCGCUAACAACUCGAUGGAGUUCACCCGGGACGAGCUUCUCGAGAUCGGGCGGUCCUGUGACAACCGCAUCCUGCGCCGCCUGGGCCGCAUCCUCACCCGGCUGACCUACGUGGCCUCGAAGGAGGAGCUCCCGGCCCACAUAAAGGACGUGCCGGAAGACGAGGUGCCCCGGAUUCCCAUGGCCCUAGCGAAGCCGGAGCACCACGCCAAGUUCUGGAAGGUGCUUUUGCACACCGUCCUGCCGGGGACGAUGUUGGCCCCUCGCCCGGCCGCCCUGCUUGCGGCUCUCGCCGUGAGGAUGGCCAUCCAGCCUUUGGAGGAUGUCGCGUACACGGAACUCAUGGCGUGGCGGGAGAAAUGGAACACGUUGGACAUCCCCGAAACAUGGAACUCCAGCUGUCUGGGGCUGCUCCUCGAGGCCGACAAGAAGCAUCAGCAGCGGGUGGCAGGCCAGCAGCCAGGAGCUUCGUCCGACGGUCAGUCGAUUCUGAAACCCGAGGACCGCAGACUGUUCGAGGCGCUCGUCGACUACAAGCUGCUGGAGAUGAACAUGGACACGACUCUCUCGGCCGAGGUCGGCUGGACGCCGCACAAGAGCAGAGUGGCUGUGGGCCCGGUGGUGGUCUGCAAGACCUGCCAGCUGCCCCGGUCGGUGACCGUCAUGGCUGAAGACGGCGUGUGCGGACUGUGUGCCUCGCCGUGUGAGUGCGAGAGCCCGGAGGCCCACGAUGCCCUCAUCACCCAAGGCCUCUCCGCGGCAGAGAGCGACGGCAACCUCGCCACGUGGGUCGAGUGCUUCAUGGCGGAAUGCAGGGCGCAGUACGUGGUCUACAAUACGGGCAAACUCAACGUGCGUCCCAAGUGUCACUACUGCCGGCAGAAGUCCGCCGUCUCCAGAAGCGACCCCAAGUACACUACCCUGGCCGAUGCGCCCUGCGUCACCUGCACCCGCUGCGCCAACCGGAUCAUCUGGCCCGCCGCGUACCGCCCGGCCGAUUUCGACGCCUCGGCGUACCUCUGCCCCGCAUGCGCGGACAACCACCCGACCAUCGUCACGCAGGAAACCACCGCACGAGCCCUCGCCGCCCAGAACGGCACGGCCUGGCUCCUCCGCAACGACGACAACACCCUCUUCGACCCGCUGUCCGGCCGCUCCGUCUUCCACGUCGUCUCAACCUGCACCACGGACCGCUCCCUCAUCCCCUCGCAUGUCGAAGUCCUCCCGGCGCUAUCCAGCACCUGGACCACCCCGCUCACCCUCACCCUCAACAACAAGCCGCUGCACAACACCCGCGCCCUGCUCAACUCCCUCGCCGACUGGAUCACCACCCGCCGCGUGCAGUCCAGCACCGCCCAAUGCACGCUGUGCUUCACCGCGCACCGGCACAACGCGCACAACCCCUCCCGCACUGCCGGCCUGCGUCUAGCCUGCGGCGGCCGCCGCGGCUGCGCGCAGCUGAUCUGCGAGCCGUGCAUGCGCGGCUGGUACGGCCUGAACCGGCCGGGCGCGCCGAUCAACGUGGCGGCGCUGGCGUGCCCCUUCUGCCGGCGGGCGCCGGUGGCGCGGCGCGUGGCGCUGCCGCGCGGCCUGCAAGGGCUGGCCGGGCUCGCCGACGCCGUGGUCGAGCGCGGCGAGUUCGUGUACGCCUGGUGCGCCGGCCCGUGCGGUAUGGCGAGGCGGCUCGCGCCGCGGACGUGCGCGGCCGGCGCGCCCGAGGUGGAGGGGUGGCGGUGUGAGGAGUGCACUGAGGACGGGCUGGAGGUGCGCGUCAAGAUGUGUCCUGCCUGCGGCGUCGCGACGGAGAAGGUUGUGGGCUGUGAUCACAUUAGCUGUCCGUGUGGCGCGCACUGGUGUUUCAACUGCGGCAAGAACACGGGCUCCAUAGCGGAGACAUAUGCGCAUAUGACGGCCGAGCAUCACACCUGGUUUGCGGACGGCCACGAGGAGGACGGGGAUGAGGAGUAUGAGGAGGGCGAGGAUGAGGAGGUUGACGAGGGCCAGGACGGCAUGGAUUGGGUGUGA